GGUCCGGCUCGGCGGCGCGCCUCGCGCGCUCCCUCCGCCCGUCCAUGAACACACCCGCGGCGGGAGGAGCGGCAUCUCCCUCGCCGUCCUCCUUUCUCCAAUUUAAUUUCUCCCGGCCUCACGCCUCCUCCCGAUUAUUUGUAUUUUGUUUUUAAUCGUAUAUUCUUCUCGGUACGAUUUUCCGCCGGGUUGCUUCUGCCUACCGCCGCCGGGAGAGGCUGCGCUGCGCGCCGGGGGGGUCCCCGCGGCUCCUCGCAAGGUUGCUGAUACUGUGGCUGCCAUUUACCCACCAGAUCCCAACCAAACGCUAACAUUUCUAAAAACACUUGGAUACGUACAGUUCCUUACCCAAGAUGCCGUUCAAAGCCGGAUUAGAACUGACUGAAUUACAGAAUAUGACUAUCCCUGAAGAUGAUAACAUCAGCAACGAUUCAAAUGAUUUCACAGAGGUGGAAAAUGGCCAGAUAAAUAGCAAAUUUAUUUCGGACCGAGAGAGCAGGAGAAGUCUCACAAACAGCCACUUGGAAAAGAAGAAAUGUGAUGAAUAUAUUCCAGGUACAACUUCCUUGGGAAUGUCCGUCUUCAACCUCAGCAACGCCAUCAUGGGCAGUGGCAUUUUAGGCCUCGCUUUUGCAUUGGCCAACACAGGAAUCUUCCUUUUUUCGCUGCUUUUGGUUUCUGUGACAUUGCUGUCUAUUUAUUCAAUACAUCUCCUGUUGGUGUGUUCAAAGGAAACAGGCUGCAUGGUAUAUGAAAAGCUCGGUGAGCAGGUUUUUGGUACCCCAGGGAAAAUGAUUGUCUUUGGAUCUACAUCUCUUCAAAAUGUUGGAGCAAUGCUGAGCUAUCUCUUCAUAGUCAAAAAUGAGCUGCCUUCUGCCAUAAAGUUUCUAAUGGGAAAAGAAGAAUCUUUUUCGGCAUGGUAUGUGGAUGGGCGGAUUCUUGUUGUUGCAGUGACGUUUGGUAUCAUCCUCCCUUUAUGUCUCCUAAAGAACUUAGGGUAUCUUGGCUAUACCAGUGGAUUUUCAUUAAGCUGUAUGGUAUUUUUCCUGAUAGUGGUUAUUUACAAGAAGUUUCAAAUUCCCUGUUUCGAGCCGGGGCUAAAUACAACAUCACCUAUCCUAUCCAAUAGCUCAGCACAUGAGCAUAUGUGUAAGCCAAAGUAUGUUAUCUUUAAUUCCAAGACAGUGUAUGCUUUGCCCACCAUCGCUUUUGCGUUUGUGUGCCACCCAUCAGUCCUUCCAAUAUACAGCGAACUUAAAGACCGUUCACAGAAAAAAAUGCAGUUGGUUUCAAAUAUCUCAUUUUUUGCCAUGUUUGUGAUGUACUUUAUGACUGCCAUAUUUGGCUAUUUGACUUUCUAUGAAAAUGUGCAGUCAGAUCUGCUUCACAAGUACCAGAGUAAAGAUGACAUUCUCAUCCUGACGGUGCGCUUGGCUGUGAUUGUUGCAGUUAUACUCACAGUGCCAGUACUGUUUUUCACUGUGCGUUCAUCAUUAUUCGAGCUGGCAAGAAAAACAAAAUUUGACUUAUGCCGUCAUGUCUUGGUUACUUUUGUUCUUUUGGUUAUCAUCAACCUGUUAGUCAUUUUUAUCCCAACCAUGAAGGAUAUUUUUGGAGUUGUAGGGGUCACUUCUGCCAAUAUGCUGAUUUUCAUUCUUCCUUCAUCACUGUAUUUAAAAAUUACACAUCAGGAUGGAGCAAAAUUUACUCAGAGGAUUUGGGCUUCCCUUUUCUUGGCACUAGGGAUAAUGUUUUCCCUAGUGAGCAUCCCAUUGGUCAUCUAUGACUGGGUACAGUCAGGAGGUAGUACUGAAGGCAGCGACUGAAGUUGACCUUCUGAAAAGGAGACAUGCCUGUUUGCUACACACCAAAAUCGCAACCAUCCAUUCUGUUAUCUAUUCUACCUUUUGUGAGUUUACUCAAAUCAAAUCCAAAUAAUGAUUUUUCCAGUACCGAAAAUGCUGUUUUGGGUGUAUUUUCUUGCAGAAAACAGACCCGUUAUUCCAACAGGCAUAUCACUCUGUCCCACAAUACUGAGUAAUCAGAUAAGCACCAAUUCUAUGUUGUCUGCAAGACUAUAUAGAGUAUUGCUCAUAGGAAUUCAUCACAACUUGUUUUUCCUCUUCCACCCAUGAACUGCAUUGUUCUGUUAUUAUUCUUAGCCCUUGAACCAUGAGCUCUGCUCCUUUAGAGCAGCAACAUUUGUUAUCAAUUCCAGCUGGAGUGAUUAUCCCAAAUGUCAUCAGUUCACUCCCUUCCCCAUUGCAUUUUAACAAAAACUGCUUUUGAAUUGUAUGCAUUCAGUUUGUUUGUUUGUUUAUUUGUUUGUUCUUUUGCUGUUUUGUACACCAUUUGCCUCACCAAAUAAGUGUAGCAUUCUGGAUAUGGAUACAAAAAGCACCACCAGAGGAUAAAUGAGCGCUGUAUAAACUUAGUUCCUAAAUCUGGUGCUUCUCUCUGUAAUGUUGCAGUGGAGGGGCCAGCCCUGGGCUUGGCUCAUUUGUUGCUUUGAGAAGCAGGCCAUUGUGUGUGUGCAUAUGCGUGUGUGUGUGUUUUUGCAAAGGGGUAUAAGGAGCUGGAGUAGGAUGAUCAUCAUCAGCCACCAUUUCCCUGCUGCUUUUCAGUUUGCACCUGGCCACCAAUAGCCAGGAUGCUCAGCAAUGAUACCUGAACCUAAAGAGAAGCAGAUGCUCAGAGAUUUCCAUAGGAAGUCUGCAUUUCUUUCAGCAUCAAACUGUUCACUAAUGCCCUGCUCAUCUCAGAAAACAAUGGCAGGCUCCAGUUUUAUCAAAACCUACACAUUUAAUUAUACCUCAUGCCUUUUGCAUUCUUGGAUUCAUUGGUACACACCUAGGGUGACCUUGUAGAGAUUUGCUCCUCUCAUGUUUCACCCUCCUCCCGCUGAAGUCAGCAGGGUUUCUGACUGCAUCUGGAGCAGUAUCUGACUCACCCUACUGAACUACCAGUUUUCUAAUGGAAUUGGAAGCCUGUAGAAUUUCUUUCGAAUAACAUUAACACUUUGCAAUAUUGAAAUGUUUUGUUUACAUUUCACGUCCAUUCUUCAUAACAAUACAGAAAAGACAUUCAAUUACUACUAGCAGAAACACUGUAACUUGUAUCUGUUGUCCACAAAGUAUUUGCCUAAUGCCUUAUAGAUGGUGUAGAGAACUACUUAUAGAGAUUCCAGUGCUAAGCAGGUGAUUGUUGACCAUCCUCAGCAGACAUUUAUUAGUGCACUGCCAGCAGCAUAAUUGUGUUCACUUCGUAUCAUUCAUCCUGUGAGCUAAAAUGUGUCUGAGUUUUGCUCCCAGAAGAUGAAACUGGCUCUUACUGAAAAAAACAAAAAAAAACCUGAAGGCUGAAGGGAGCCCUAGGUCACAUCCAAGGGCUAAGUAAUGCUCUAAGUAAUGUGUGUUUGAGAUGUACCUGUCAUUGUGCAGUGACCCUCUGGCUUCCACUGUAGCUGUGGGAGGAGCCUGUAGUUAACAGCACUGCCUGUGGGUAAACUGUCGUUACAGCUUGUUCUUUUUAAGGUUAGGGAUGGAGAAUUCAGGGUCUUGGGAUUUCUGCAAGCUGUUGAAUUACCUCAGUUGCCCCCACUUUGUCCUACAUGGCUUGAAGGCACUGAGAGUUGAGACCCCAGAGCCUUCCCAGGACCUUGAGAGAUGGUUUCUAAGGGUAACAUACAGAGAGGUUAGUUUGGAGCCUUACUUGGAAUUUAGGCAUCAACAUGUGGAGAGGUCCUUGGAGCAAGAGGAAAACUGGAAGUCCCCUCCUUCUAACAAAGGACCUGCUGAUUUAUAGUGGGACUCCCUCAGUCUGUCCUGACUUGCUAGAUUUCUAUUCCAAGAAAUACAGGCUCCCAGCAAAGUCUCCAGCAUGACGUCCUUCCUCUCAUGCAGCCUAGUGUUCAAAACAUGAACAAUUAAGCUAGAUGGGCCCCAAGGCUGAAGCAGGCUGAGGAUCAGCAGCUAACACUUUCCAGCAACUGACCUCUAACCUGUCCUCUUUAUGUGACCACUUUCAUCAGGUGGGCUCUCAUUCACUAUAGCCUACAAGUCUAGGUGCUAGUGAAAGUCUAGAGAGAAGAAUCAGUUCUUGCCAUCUCCUCUCAGCUCGUUCCCUGCAUCUUCCAGCUUGAAAUGUCAUUUGUGGCUUCCCUUUUAGAGGCAUCCACGAAGGCAGCCAUAGCAGGAGCGUGGUUUGUAACUUCGAAUCAGAAAGACACGUUACCAUGGCUUGUAGAGGACAUGGGGCAAUGGUUUUAAACUGGAAAAGGUUAGAAUUAGAUUGGAAGGAAGAAGUUCUUUAUGAUGAGAAUGGUGAGGCACUGGAACAGACUACUCAGAGAAGCUUUGGAUGCUCAGAAUCACAGAAUCAAAGAAUUAUCGAGGUUGGAAAAGACCUAGACGAUCAUCUAGUCCAACCAUUACCAAUACUUCCCAGCUAAAUCAUAUUCCUCAACACCACAUCCAAACGUUUCUUGAACAUUCCCAUGAUCAGUGACUCCACCAGGUUGGAUGAGGCUUUGAGCAACCUGGUCUAGUGGAAGGUGUCCCUUCCCAUGUCAGUGAUGUUGGACUAGGUCAUCUUUAAAGAUCCCUUCCAGCCCAAACCACUUGAUCAUGCUAUUAUUAGCUUGCUGCAAUCAUGUGUCAAAAUCCAAGGCACUUUAUAAUCUCUCUGGAUUUCAUCCCAGUAAACCUACUCAGACCUGAGAAUACUGUAUAGUGUUGUCCUCAUAAUGCUCCAAGGCCCUUCUGCUUUUUUUCCCCUUUAUCCUUCUACUACUGAUCUUUGAGCAGUGAUGCUCUGUGCACUGGGGGGCUGCAAAAGAGGAGAUCCUGGGAGUGAUUUUCAAACAUCUUGGUAGAAUCUAGAGGUCUGAUCUGCUGCACAGAGUCCCAGCACGAUCACAACUAUGUUUUCCCUUCUUUCCCUUCCCCAUAUUGUGUAGUCUUGUGCACUACACUUUGACUUGAGGGGCUGUUGGAUGUCUGAUUGCUCCAUGCAACUUCCCGAGUCUCCUCCAUGACAACCCCUCUCCCUCCUCUUUGUUCUUCAGCCUUACUCCUUUUCCUGGUUUAUUUGUAUACUGGAGUUUUACUGGAUAAAUAGGGAGAAGAAUGAUCUGGGUGUGUGCACAGAGGGAAAUUACCCAAGGUACUGUACCAUCAAAGCAUAUUUUAGAUACUAAAAGACAGGUACCUGAAAUAUUGAGUCUUCAAGUAGGCUUCAUUUCUGGGUCUGUGGGGAAAAAAAAUAUAGAGGGAAUUUUGCUUAGGCUGUUUACUGGCAUCAUAUUUAUAGAUAUUUAUGGAAAGGAAUCAUGUGUUUAUUGAUGUCUGUGGUAAUGAACGUGAAAUAACGUGCUUUUUGUUUUCUCAUCAGGUUUAUACAUUCUUAACAGAAUGCAAUAGACCCUGCUGUAACUGUCAACAUCAGUGAUGGAUGACAAUAUUUGUAUGAGGUUAUCUGUAAAAUGUACUGCUGUUAUUCAGUUCAUUUGGAAUAGUGAACUUGUAGCCAACAAUGUACAAGUCCCACAUUUUAGCUAGGAUCUAAAGAGCACAGUGAAAUGCUGUAGGAGUUUCUCUGUUGUUAAAUUAAUAGGAUCCAGAGUACCGUAUCUACUUAGUAGGUGGUAGCAUGCUUUCUUUUCACAGAGAGUUUAUCACUGUCGUGAGCACUGCAAAUUUCAUAGACUGGAUGAAAAAUUGCUCCUAGUAAGUGCAGCAAAAUACUUUAAACUUCUCUUUUGCUUAAUAGCAACAGCUGAGUACUGAGAGACAAGGAAGGAGUAAUUAGAAGCAGGGGCUUCUAGUAAGAUUGCAGGAGUUAAUCCUACACUGAAAAGACAGACUUGCUGCCUCUCCUAGUCCAUAGCACACUGCAAAGAAAAUAGUCUUGAGCUUAAAACACCCUUUUUAGUUGCAGAAUACAACUGUCUUUCUCUGGCUGGCAGCAAACAUGCCAAAUAAGUAAAAACACAGUGGGUUGUUAUUUGAGAACAGUGUGAUGAAAGCUGUGGGCUCUCUGUGUGAUGCUUGCUACUGGUCAGAGAGCCAAUGUCAAACCUGUGCACCGUCACAGCUCUUUAGUAGAAUUCACACAGACCCAAGCAGUGCCCUGCCCCUGUGUGGAGCUGGGGGGGAAAGGCCAGCCCCAUCCUGUGAGGGCAGGGACACUCACCUGUCCUUGAAGGCUGCUGUCCUGAGAUCCAUACAGAUCCAUACAGAUCCAUAGCUUGUGCUCCCCUUGGAACAGGUCAUUUGUGCAAAUGCAGUUUUGAUGUUACAUGGCUUUUGUCUGUACAUCUGCCUUACGAGGCAUAAGCACCACAGUUCUCUUUGAUACUGAGUAUUAACGAUAGCAACCAACGGUAUCUCUAGUUUGUCGUUAAUUUAAUACGUUUCUUUGCUUGAACCUUACAUUAAGGCUAAAGAGCAUCUUGGUCAAAACAAAACUCUUCCCAUGUGGUGUUAUCCCACCUCCAGUCCUAAUGUCUCACCCCGGUGCCUUUAGGAGAGAGGCACAGCAGAAUGUAUUCAGGUCCAUCAGCAGUUCCACGAGAUGGCUUUAUCUCCUGGUACCAGGCUGCUCGCUUAAACAGUUCCCCAGAGCACUUGGCAUCAGGAAAGUCCUUAUAUCCUAUAAGGUACACAAAGAAUGUUUUAUUUGUAUCUAAUGUAAGGAUUUCUGUAACAAACUGUGAAAAAGAAAAAAAAAGAAAAAAAAAGAUAAUGAAUUAAUAAAAAGUACAGGGCUGGAAAGGUCUAGAAUUCACAAAUUGUACACAUGCCUAUGUUACUGAAGACAAAUCUAUGCAGUUGUGUUUUACUGUAGGAAAUUUCAUUUUUAUGUACAUAUAUAUAUUGUAAAUAAAUAGGAUGCUGUAUAUUUUUGCAGUUGUUUAUCCCCUAUGAUAUAUAAGUGUUGAGAUAGGCUCUGCAUAUUAAGAAUAAUUUUAAUAGAAAUACAAAUGCUUUAGCUUCAGACUUAGCAAAAUCUAUAUCUUUUCUUCCAAGAGUUGGCAAUUUGAAUCCUGAACUUGAAAUUAUAAUUACGUUGCUGAUGUAAAAAUAGCAAACCAAAAGAAAAGGAAAAAAAAGGAAAAAAAAAAAAAGGAAAAAAAAAGACGAAAAAGGUCCAAUGAAAUUUCUUGGUUUAAUUGCAGCACAUCUCCCUGGUUUCUCCUUAGCAAGUCUCUCCUAGCAUAGAGGGCACAUGUAAUGCCCUCAGUUCCUCAGCUGAGGUCAGGUGGCAGCAGCACGCUGACACAGCCUUAAUGCAGAAAGUGGAGUAAGCUGCAGCCAGCAACCUGCCCUAACAUUUUGCCACUUUGGUUUUCGGGCAUAGCUAUCAGUAUUUUCCAUGGAAGGCAACUAGUACAGAUAGAAGUCAGGCAAGGACUUCUGCACUUCCUUUUCAACCAGCAGAAACAUAGUUGAGACAUGAAAUAUCACAUGCCAGGGUAGGUGACAAACACAGUAAUUGGUGCAGUUUUAGCCUGUGGCCCUCAGCUCCCUCACUGCAGCCCCAGGCUCACACUGCUAUCUGUAACCACAACACUAGCACCUCCUGUGCUGGGAGAGUAUCAGCCGCACAGGGAUGGCUUGUACAUCCCUCUGUAUAUAGGAUGAACCGGAUGGCAGCAUUUUGUUCAGGGGAUGGCUGCAUGUCCGCGGUGCAGGGUAUGGAAGGGAACCACAGUUGUGUAAGUCCCGAGAGUAACUCCACAGGAGUGCAGCCUUGGUCCUGCAGGCAUAGAGUCUCACUGGUAAAGCACAGGAACGUGUUUUUCAGGAUUGAUGGAAAUCAGAGGUUGAGAUAUGCAUCUAAAAAUAACUGUAUUUUUUCCAUGUUUAGUUUAUGAUCUUGGAUGAAAAUGAAACUUGAAAUAACAUUUGCUUUCACCAUGAGCACAAAUUUGAGGAAAAAAUUAUAUGCAGUCGAUUCUACAGAGCUUUUCAAAUUACUGGUACUUUUUGUUUUCACUGUUACAGCCAACAAAAUACAAACUGUAAAGGUAUGUUUCCACAAGACUUGAACUUGUUUAUAGAAAUCUGUUUAUAGCAUCCCAAGGUACGUUAAGGCUCACCCAGACCCAAUGUAAUCAGUACUGUUUGAGUGAUGUACAUUCGAUAUGAGCUCAUCUCUAAUAGAUUGUUCAAGUGAGUGAUCGGUAACAUUUUGCUCCUGCUAUCGUCAUCAUACUUUGUGCUCUUCAUGUUCAAAUAAAUGAUGCAGUUUUCAGUUUCAGUGUGUAAAUAAACUUAAAAAAGAAAAUGUAUUAUGUUCUGUAAUCUCUCUGUUACCUCUAUAGUUUUUAAACAUUAAAAUUGUGAUCUAAACUAA
This is a messenger RNA of Coturnix japonica (Japanese quail), 8358 nucleotides long. RefSeq names its product solute carrier family 38 member 1 (gene SLC38A1). Lineage: Eukaryota; Metazoa; Chordata; Aves; Galliformes; Phasianidae. Gene Ontology annotation, cellular component: plasma membrane. Gene Ontology annotation, molecular function: L-glutamine transmembrane transporter activity. Gene Ontology annotation, biological process: amino acid transmembrane transport; L-glutamine transport. The record is from RefSeq and is a predicted model, not a curated record.